Echinococcus granulosus is the source of this 234-nucleotide messenger RNA. RefSeq lists its product as hypothetical. Lineage: Eukaryota; Metazoa; Platyhelminthes; Cestoda; Cyclophyllidea; Taeniidae. Bases 1 to 234 code for a protein of 77 amino acids. The record is from RefSeq and is a predicted model, not a curated record. The transcript has 2 exons.
AUGCCAAGUGAGGGUAAUGAGCAUCACAGCGAUAAGCAUUCCCAGGAGAAUAUUAGGAACGCGCUCGCUCCCUUCCAAUGCAGAUACAUGCAGGCUGCUAAUUCUAGUGCUACACAACGUCUCAGCAAUGGAAGUGAGGGACAAACUGAACCCAGUACCAACCACCUCCAUCCCUAUCUCACUUCCACUUUGCAAAUGUCCUUUCUAAUAUCUGAUGAUGUCAAGAAGAUGUAA